Molecule: messenger RNA, 1584 nt
Organism: Aspergillus alliaceus
Lineage: Eukaryota; Fungi; Ascomycota; Eurotiomycetes; Eurotiales; Aspergillaceae
Product: putative GABA permease
Exons: 7
Coding region: 1-1584 (527 amino acids)
Biological process (GO): transmembrane transport
Cellular component (GO): membrane
Molecular function (GO): transmembrane transporter activity
Source: RefSeq, a predicted model, not a curated record
AUGGCGCACGCUGCUGGCUUCAAACACGGCUUGGGAACACUAAGCAUUGAAGAUGCUGAACAUGCUUCCAAAGGCCAUGUUAAGCCCAAGUAUAUGGGCACGGUAGCUGAUCGAAAAGAUAUGAAUAUUCUAGGUCGAGUCCAGGUUCUACGGAGAAACUUCCGCUUUAUCUCAAUUCUUGGGUUCGGUUGCACAUUGAUUUCCACGUGGGAAGUCAUAUUAACGCUGUUGAGUGCUGGCUUGACCGAUGGUGGUACUGCUGGCUUGAUAUGGGGUUUCAUCAUUGUCUCGGCAGGGUUCACUCUUGUCUUCGCCAGUAUAUCUGAGAUGGCAUCAAUGGCUCCGACAUCUGGGGGCCAGUAUCACUGGGUAUCCGAGUUCGCCCCUCGCAAGUGCCAGAAGUUCCUCAGCUAUAUCACAGGCUGGCUCUGCGCGAUGGGAUGGCAGUGCGCUAUUGUAUCUAUUGCAUUCCUUGCCGGCACCAUUAUCCAAGGACUGAUUGUCCUCAAUGAUUCAGCUUAUAGUUUUCAACGAUGGCACGGCACUCUUCUUAUAGUAGCCAUUACCGCAUUCUCUAUCCUUUUCAACACUUUUCUGGCCAAAAAUCUUCCAAUGGUGGAAGGCCUGAUUUUGAUGCUUCAUGUCAUCGGACUGUUUGCGAUCAUAAUCCCUUUGUGGGUGCUUGCUCCCCGUAACAAUGCCAAAGCUGUUUUCACGGCGUUCAACAACGGCGGAGGGUGGGACAGCCCUGGUACUGCGACUUUGGUCGGCCUGUCAACCACUAUUACCUCUAUGAUCGGAUAUGAUUGCUCGGUGCAUAUGUCCGAAGAAAUCAAGGAUGCUUCAGAAACGCUACCGAAGGCAAUCAUGGCUUCUGUUGGAGUCAAUGGUGUUUUGGGCCUUAUCAUGAUAGUUACACUGUGUUUUACUAUGGGUGAUGUUGACAGUAUUCUCAACACCCCGACCAAGUUUCCGUUCAUACAGAUCUUCUACAACACCACCAAUAGCUAUACGGCAACAAAUGCAAUGACUGCACUUUUAAUAGUGGCGUUGACAGCUAGCACAAUCACAGAGGUGGCAACAGCGUCUCGACAGUUGUGGUCUUUUGCGAGAGAUGGAGGACUCCCAUUCUCAACCUUCUUCUCUUAUGUCACACCAGGGUGGCACAUCCCACUCAAUUCAGUCAUGGUCUCUCUUGGAGUGACUAUUCUCCUCUCUCUAAUCAACAUCGGCUCCUCUGUAGCCCUGCAAGCCAUAGUAUCCCUUACAAUCACCUCUUUGAUGUCUGCUUAUAUCCUUUCUAUUGGCUGCAUUGUCCUCAAACGAAUCCGAGGCGAGCCUCUUCCGCCCCGGCGAUGGUCUCUCGGAUCUUUUGGCCUGGUGAUAAAUGUUGCGUCAUUACUAUUUCUAUUCCCGAUUUUUGUAUUCGCCUUUUUCCCUCUCGUUGCAUCUGUUGACAAGCAGACUAUGAAUUGGAGUGUAGUCAUGUAUGUAGGACUGAUUGGCUUUGCAUCGGUGUAUUACUGGGUUCGAGGGCGACAUCAGUUUAUUGCGCCGGUGGCGCUUGUCAACAGAGCGAAAUAG